Prionailurus viverrinus (fishing cat) is the source of this 4830-nucleotide messenger RNA. RefSeq lists its product as uncharacterized. Gene Ontology annotation, molecular function: DNA binding. The record is from RefSeq and is a predicted model, not a curated record. NCBI's taxonomy places the organism in Eukaryota, Metazoa, Chordata, Mammalia, Carnivora, Felidae. The transcript is spliced from 37 exons. The coding region runs from base 1 to 3702 and encodes 1233 amino acids.
AUGGGUGACUGUUCCCCUUUUCUCAGGUGCAGUGGACAUGUCAGGCUUGCCAUUGGCCAAGAGAAGAAGGCCUUCCUGGCCCCCGAGUGCCUGUGGUUGGCGGGACCACCAGAAGAAGUGUGCCCCACUAUGGGCACCUUGCCGACAGGAGUGACCAGACGCUGUGCAGGUGGCCCCAAAUGUGCUCGGAUCGAUGAUGACCCCUCAACAGCAUUCCUUGGAAAGCUGAACAAAAUGAGUGAGAACUCCCUACCGUCUUUCUCAUCGAAACUGAGGUCCAGCACGUUGUCUGCCCCAGGGAAGGUGCAUUGGACAGGCCACGCUCGCCGUCGGUCGAGAGAAGGCCUCCCUGGCCCCCAAGUGCCUGUGAUUGGCAGGACCGCUGGAAAAGGUGUGCCCUGCUAUGGGAAUCUUACCGACAGGAGCACCCAGACGGUGCAGUGGACACACCAGGCUCGCCAUUGGUGGAGAGAAGAAGGCCUCCCUGGUCUCCGAGUGCCUGUGGUUGGCGGGACUGCUGGAAGAGGUGUUGCCUGCGACGAGCACCUUGCUGACUGGAGCGAGAAGACGGUGCAGUCGACAUGCCAAGCUCGCCGUCGACUGAGAGAAGAAUGCAUCUCUGGCCCCCGACAGCCCGUGGCUAGCGUAUCUCCCGGAAGAAGUGUGGCCCACUAUGUACAACUUCACGAAAGGAGCACCGAGACGGUGCAGUGGCCACGCCAGGCUCGCGGUCGGCCGAGAGAAGAAGGCCUCCCCGGCCCCCGAGUGCCUGUGGUUUGCCGUACGGCCGGAAGAAGUGUGGCCCGGAACGGGCACCUUGCUGACGGGAGCGUCCGGACGCAUUCCUUGGAAAAGCUGAACAAAAUGAGUGAGAACUCCCUCCCGUCGUUCUCAUCGAAACUGAGGUCCAGCACGUUGUCCGCCCCAGGGAAGGUGCAGUGGCCACGCCAGGCUCGCGGUCGGCCGAGAGAAGAAGGCCUCCCCGGCCCCCGAGUGCCUGUGGUUUGCCGUACGGCCGGAAGAAGUGUGGCCCGGAACGGGCACCUUGCUGACGGGAGCGUCCGGACGCAUUCCUUGGAAAAGCUGAACAAAAUGAGUGAGAACUCCCUCCCGUCGUUCUCAUCGAAACUGAGGUCCAGCACGUUGUCCGCCCCAGGGAAGGUGCAGUGGCCACGCCAGGCUCGCGGUCGGCCGAGAGAAGAAGGCCUCCCCGGCCCCCGAGUGCCUGUGGUUUGCCGUACGGCCGGAAGAAGUGUGGCCCGGAACGGGCACCUUGCUGACGGGAGCGUCCGGACGCAUUCCUUGGAAAAGCUGAACAAAAUGAGUGAGAACUCCCUCCCGUCGUUCUCAUCGAAACUGAGGUCCAGCACGUUGUCCGCCCCAGGGAAGGUGCAGUGGCCACGCCAGGCUCGCGGUCGGCCGAGAGAAGAAGGCCUCCCCGGCCCCCGAGUGCCUGUGGUUUGCCGUACGGCCGGAAGAAGUGUGGCCCGGAACGGGCACCUUGCUGACGGGAGCGUCCGGACGCAUUCCUUGGAAAAGCUGAACAAAAUGAGUGAGAACUCCCUCCCGUCGUUCUCAUCGAAACUGAGGUCCAGCACGUUGUCCGCCCCAGGGAAGGUGCAGUGGCCACGCCAGGCUCGCGGUCGGCCGAGAGAAGAAGGCCUCCCCGGCCCCCGAGUGCCUGUGGUUUGCCGUACGGCCGGAAGAAGUGUGGCCCGGAACGGGCACCUUGCUGACGGGAGCGUCCGGACGCAUUCCUUGGAAAAGCUGAACAAAAUGAGUGAGAACUCCCUCCCGUCGUUCUCAUCGAAACUGAGGUCCAGCACGUUGUCCGCCCCAGGGAAGGUGCAGUGGCCACGCCAGGCUCGCGGUCGGCCGAGAGAAGAAGGCCUCCCCGGCCCCCGAGUGCCUGUGGUUUGCCGUACGGCCGGAAGAAGUGUGGCCCGGAACGGGCACCUUGCUGACGGGAGCGUCCGGACGCAUUCCUUGGAAAAGCUGAACAAAAUGAGUGAGAACUCCCUCCCGUCGUUCUCAUCGAAACUGAGGUCCAGCACGUUGUCCGCCCCAGGGAAGGUGCAGUGGCCACGCCAGGCUCGCGGUCGGCCGAGAGAAGAAGGCCUCCCCGGCCCCCGAGUGCCUGUGGUUUGCCGUACGGCCGGAAGAAGUGUGGCCCGGAACGGGCACCUUGCUGACGGGAGCGUCCGGACGCAUUCCUUGGAAAAGCUGAACAAAAUGAGUGAGAACUCCCUCCCGUCGUUCUCAUCGAAACUGAGGUCCAGCACGUUGUCCGCCCCAGGGAAGGUGCAGUGGCCACGCCAGGCUCGCGGUCGGCCGAGAGAAGAAGGCCUCCCCGGCCCCCGAGUGCCUGUGGUUUGCCGUACGGCCGGAAGAAGUGUGGCCCGGAACGGGCACCUUGCUGACGGGAGCGUCCGGACGCAUUCCUUGGAAAAGCUGAACAAAAUGAGUGAGAACUCCCUCCCGUCGUUCUCAUCGAAACUGAGGUCCAGCACGUUGUCCGCCCCAGGGAAGGUGCAGUGGCCACGCCAGGCUCGCGGUCGGCCGAGAGAAGAAGGCCUCCCCGGCCCCCGAGUGCCUGUGGUUUGCCGUACGGCCGGAAGAAGUGUGGCCCGGAACGGGCACCUUGCUGACGGGAGCGUCCGGACGCAUUCCUUGGAAAAGCUGAACAAAAUGAGUGAGAACUCCCUCCCGUCGUUCUCAUCGAAACUGAGGUCCAGCACGUUGUCCGCCCCAGGGAAGGUGCAGUGGCCACGCCAGGCUCGCGGUCGGCCGAGAGAAGAAGGCCUCCCCGGCCCCCGAGUGCCUGUGGUUUGCCGUACGGCCGGAAGAAGUGUGGCCCGGAACGGGCACCUUGCUGACGGGAGCGUCCGGACGCAUUCCUUGGAAAAGCUGAACAAAAUGAGUGAGAACUCCCUCCCGUCGUUCUCAUCGAAACUGAGGUCCAGCACGUUGUCCGCCCCAGGGAAGGUGCAGUGGCCACGCCAGGCUCGCGGUCGGCCGAGAGAAGAAGGCCUCCCCGGCCCCCGAGUGCCUGUGGUUUGCCGUACGGCCGGAAGAAGUGUGGCCCGGAACGGGCACCUUGCUGACGGGAGCGUCCGGACGCAUUCCUUGGAAAAGCUGAACAAAAUGAGUGAGAACUCCCUCCCGUCGUUCUCAUCGAAACUGAGGUCCAGCACGUUGUCCGCCCCAGGGAAGGUGCAGUGGCCACGCCAGGCUCGCGGUCGGCCGAGAGAAGAAGGCCUCCCCGGCCCCCGAGUGCCUGUGGUUUGCCGUACGGCCGGAAGAAGUGUGGCCCGGAACGGGCACCUUGCUGACGGGAGCGUCCGGACGCAUUCCUUGGAAAAGCUGAACAAAAUGAGUGAGAACUCCCUCCCGUCGUUCUCAUCGAAACUGAGGUCCAGCACGUUGUCCGCCCCAGGGAAGGUGCAGUGGCCACGCCAGGCUCGCGGUCGGCCGAGAGAAGAAGGCCUCCCCGGCCCCCGAGUGCCUGUGGUUUGCCGUACGGCCGGAAGAAGUGUGGCCCGGAACGGGCACCUUGCUGACGGGAGCGUCCGGACGCAUUCCUUGGAAAAGCUGAACAAAAUGAGUGAGAACUCCCUCCCGUCGUUCUCAUCGAAACUGAGGUCCAGCACGUUGUCCGCCCCAGGGAAGGUUAAUGUGAACCAAAACCUUGGUUUCAUAUGAAUAAAAAGUAUCUCCUUCCUCUUGAGAUGUGACAAGGAACAAAGUAUUGGGAAUAAUUCUACCAUCUCAUCCUCAAGAACCAGUAGGAAUUCUACCACCAAUUUAGAGGUGAUAGUGGAAUUGGAUGGAAUUCCUAUUACUGCUCCAAUGAACUACUGAUUUUGUUACUUGUUACCAGCUCACUUCUAUGGGAAUAAUCAGAAUAGUGCACUCCAGAGAUGGUCUUGUGAAAAUUGAUAAGCUAGAAACAAUUUUCUUUUGUCAAUGGAACUGUGGGAGCUUCUCUUGGACUUCAUGAGAUGGUAAUGAUGGGGCCUAAAAGGGAAGAGAAAUUGUCUAUGCCUUUGCCUUUCUUGAAUUCUAUCUCCAGAGAGUAAGAUAACAACUUAAUUUUAAGUCAGUGAUUCUCCAUUCCUACCUGUGGUCUUUUGGACACCCUUGCAGAAGAUCACUUCUUGGGAGUUCAUUUGAAGUGAAUGAUACCAGUAAAGCCUUGAAACAAGACUCUUCAGACAAAGGGGCUGUUGUCCAAAUGCUACCCUCUGAAGGUGAUGACCACAAAUGUGAGGUGGAUUUAUUACUGAGGGUGCCAUUACUUCUACUACAAGCUUCACCAAAACAAUGAUACAGUCUUCUUUAUGCUUGGAGACUCGUCUCUUUCCUGUGUUGCAGUGGACACCUCCUGCAGAUAAGAAAUGCUUAACUGAGAAAUGCUCAUGUUGGGAUAUCAUCGAUGAGACUUUAAUUUGGGCAUGGUGACUGUUUCCCUUGCUGCCACUUGACUCAAUCCCAGGAGCCUCAGUAGAGGAAAUAUUAUUGCACAAGAAUCUCAAAAUGAUGGAAUUGCUCAGUGCUCCCAUAAAUAUAUUUAUAAUUUCCAUUUGCCGUAUGGUAAAAUUUAAAUAUUGGAUAUAUUGAAAAGAAACUACACAAUUUUUUUUUCAAAACUUCAAAGUGUAUCUAAAUAUAUAAUAUAUAAAUUAAGUUCCCUCCUCCCUCCCAAUUCUACCCCCCCAAAGUUUUCUUCUAUUAAAGGAGUUGUGUGCAUUCUUUAAGUGGAUAGAUGCACACAUACAGUCACACAGACACAUACACACAAACUAUUUUGAGGGGUUCUGGAAGUAGGGC